This is a messenger RNA of Penicillium cataractarum, 1047 nucleotides long. Its product is annotated as class I adenylate-forming enzyme family protein. Bases 1 to 1047 code for a protein of 348 amino acids. NCBI's taxonomy places the organism in Eukaryota, Fungi, Ascomycota, Eurotiomycetes, Eurotiales, Aspergillaceae. The transcript is spliced from 4 exons. The record is from RefSeq and is a predicted model, not a curated record. Gene Ontology annotation, biological process: fatty acid metabolic process. Gene Ontology annotation, molecular function: medium-chain fatty acid-CoA ligase activity.
AUGCCCGUGCACUGGGCCGGCGGGUUUAUGACAUUUUUCUCGGGGAUACUAUCCAAAGCAUGCGUUGAAUUUUGCAGCGAUAUUUUUAGUUCGACGUGGUUUUUGAAGAGAUUAGUGGAUGAAGACUGUCCUCCAGUUACGUCUUUGCAUUUACCUCCUCCCCUGUUGAAUGGGGUUGCAUCCGAGCUUGCGGAUUUGGAAAAUAGGGAUCCGGAACUUUAUGGUAAUGUGUUGAGGGGCAUUAGACAGUUGAAAGUCCUGGCUUCGGGGGGCUCGACUGUUGCGCCUAAGCAGAGGCUUGUGUGGCAGGCUUUGUUUGGAAAACCGCUGUUUGUUGGGUAUGGGAUGAGUGAGAGCUUUGGGGUUGUGGCGUAUACGGAUUAUGGGAAGAGGGGGGCGUAUCCGAUGGAUUCCGUUGGACUGCGCAUGCCGAAUGUUAAUAUGAAAAUUGACAACCAUGGCGAGAUUUGUAUCAAGUCGCCUGUUCUGUUUAAAAGAUACAUAUCCCCUAAUCCAGAUGCUACGAAAAACGCCUUUGAUGCGGAGGGUUUCUUUCGAACUGGUGAUCUUGGAAGAAUCGAAGAUGACAUCGUAUACCUCCUCGGACGAGCGUCUCAAGAUGUUAUCCGAUACUAUUUAUGGAGAAUAUAUGCGUCCGAGGUCGAAAACGCGCUGUCGCAGAUCGACGAUGUUGCCCAUGCAAUUGUGCUCGGCGUCAAAGACUCGGGUUGUGGAAAGCGUGUCGCUGCGGUAGUGGUAUAUCGGCAACCAUAUCAAGAACGAAGGCUAGGCCUUGCAGAGCUACGACACAGACUUUCGACGGAGUGCAGUCUCCAGGCAUUCAAAUUCCCUACUCUAUUGAAGGUCGUUAGUAGUUUCGGUGAGAUUCCAGUUACUGAGGCUGGGAAACCGAUCAAAGAUAAGAUUCGAGAAGUUUAUUUUAGUGAGAUGGCGAUUGGGAGUGGUGAAGUGGAAGUCUGGACAUCGGAACCGAGAGAAAGUGUUGUUGGGGCUAGACCGUUUGACUGGGAUGGGCUGCAACGCUGA